This is a messenger RNA of Diprion similis, 3868 nucleotides long. It is a transcript of the gene Ecr, whose product is annotated as ecdysone receptor-like. The coding region runs from base 1023 to 2849 and encodes 608 amino acids. Lineage: Eukaryota; Metazoa; Arthropoda; Insecta; Hymenoptera; Diprionidae. The transcript has 6 exons. Gene Ontology annotation, cellular component: nucleus. Gene Ontology annotation, molecular function: nuclear receptor activity; ecdysone binding; zinc ion binding. Gene Ontology annotation, biological process: cell differentiation; positive regulation of transcription by RNA polymerase II; negative regulation of transcription by RNA polymerase II. The record is from RefSeq and is a predicted model, not a curated record.
CUCUCCAUCAUCGCAAUAUUAUAUACACAAGUUUUUCUCUACUUAACAAUCAGCUGUGUGAGUUUUAUUUUGAAACUGGUUUAUAUACACGUUCGUCGAGAAGAAGUAUUUAACGAACUGUUCUUAAGGAACAGCAGCCCCCUGCAGUAACACGGACUAUCAUUAAACACCGACUGGGAUAUCUCGAGAGGAACGGUUGUUAUAUAUACCGAUCGUAUUACCUCACAACCCGUGGUACAGGUCUAAGGAGAAAUCAUCGGUACCGAGUAGGACGAAGAUGCGUUAGAAGUAACGUUUUAUCGAUCACUAUCGAAAGAAGGUUGAACAUUAAGAAAAGAGAUCACGAAUCGGCCGUCGAUAUAUCGAGGAGUGAAAGGCGAGAAAGGUAAUCCCCGAUAGAGUGAAGCGCGCAGUUUCAUCAGGCUCUGGCGCGAGUGAAAAGAAGAAGAAGAAGAAUAGGAAGAAGAAAAAGACGAAAAAGAAGAAGAAGCGACAGUGGAGAACGCGGCCGCGGGAUGUAAACGUCCGAGAAUGAAAAGUUUGUUUAGUUUUUCUACGAUCAAUUGUUGUAUGUAAGAAGGGUAGGGAAGAAAAAAAAAAAACGAAACAAAAAAAAAAAAAACUAAAAAAAUAAGUAGAACGUGUUACCGAACGUGCGACGGAAAACGACGGUGUUUCCGCGACGCGAUAUUUCUCUUUGCCACACGGUUAACGAUAAAACCAAACAGGAAGGAGAAUCGUAAUUUCUCCUAAAACCCCGCUCCCCCAUCCCUCGCAUGACCCUCGUAAAUUUUUCGGCCGGAGGUACCAUCUUUACCGACUUAUCGACGCGAGGCGAACGAGGUGCGCGUUUAUUUGACCGUGGUGCGUCCGGUGGGCGCCGAUCGGCCAGCUAAACCGGAGUCACGGUGGCCAGCCUAGUGAGCGGCGGCGGCGUCGCGGUGCGGUACGAUGAGGCGUCCGUGGUGGCGGGAGCUGGGGCCGUCGUUUUGGCCCCCGCUACCCGGCUAGCGCCCUCUAGCAUGGACACCUCCGAGGGGCCCACGGGCCCCCGAGUCAAGGCGGAGACACCCGACCACUUGGCCAGCACGUCUGUCGCCGGUGGCGGUGGCGGAGGAGGAGGAGGAGGCGGUGGCGGCGGGGGCGGCAACAACACCGCCGGAAUACAGAGCGCCGGUAGCGCUAGCGGACUCUUCGCCGGUAUUGCGAGCAGCAAUAAGCGGCCCCGACCCGACGACUGGUUGGCGCCCCACAGCCCCAAUUCCCCCGAACCCCUGCCGACCCAGCACCCGCUUUACGCUACGCCUCAACAACAGCAGCAGCAACAGCAACUCCAUCAUCACCAGUACCAAGUACCCCAGCAGCAGCAGCAGCAGCAGCAGCAGCAACAGCAACAGCAACAGCAACAGCAACAGCAGCAGCAGCAGCAGCAGCAACCGCCCUUGGCCCACUCCACUCCCCUCGCACAAUCUCAGCCCCAGAGUGCACCGGCUACACAACAGCCUCAGAUACCCCAAGCAUCGAACAACAACGGAUAUGCCAGUCCGUUGAGCUCAGGCAGCUACGAUCCGUAUAGUCCCAACGGCAAGAUUGGAAGGGACGAUUUAUCACCACCAAGUUCUUUGAACGGGUACAGCGCGGACAGCUGUGACGCUAAAAAGAAAAAGGGACCGACACCACGGCAGCAGGAAGAAUUGUGCCUGGUGUGCGGGGACCGAGCCUCGGGUUACCACUAUAACGCCCUCACGUGCGAGGGCUGCAAGGGUUUCUUCAGGCGAAGCAUAACGAAGAACGCUGUCUAUCAGUGCAAAUAUGGGAAUAACUGCGAGAUUGAUAUGUACAUGCGUAGAAAGUGUCAGGAAUGCAGGCUGAAGAAGUGUCUUACCGUCGGAAUGCGGCCCGAAUGUGUCGUACCCGAGUAUCAAUGCGCGGUCAAGCGCAAGGAGAAGAAGGCCCAGAAGGUAGGGGAAAAGGACAAACCAAACAGUACAACGAUGAACGGCUCGCCCGGAAGCCUCAGCGGCAUGGGCGCCGAUCAGAUGGGGGUCAAACUCGAACCGGCAGAGACCGAAAACCUUCCGAUGCUCGGGAGCAGUAGUAGCUCGAACAUCCAUUCUCACAACGGGGUAAAACCCGUCAGUCCGGAACAGGAGGAACUCAUCCACAGGCUCGUUUACUUUCAAAACGAGUACGAACAACCCAACAAAGAGGAUGUCAUACGAAUCACGAACGAACCCAAUGAAGGAGAAGACCAGAGUGAGGCGAGGUUCAGGCAUAUCACCGAGAUAACGAUAUUGACGGUACAGCUGACUGUCGAGUUCGCGAAAAGGUUACCCGGGUUUGACAAACUCCUACGCGAGGAUCAGAUAGCGCUCCUCAAGGCUUGCUCAAGCGAAGUUAUGAUGCUGAGGAUGGCGAGGAGCUACGACGCUGUGUCGGACAGCAUCGUCUUCGCGAAUAACCAACCCUACGGCAAAGACAGCUACAGCCUUGCUGGAAUGGGCGAAACAGUCGACGAUCUCCUGAAAUUUUGCCGGCAGAUGUUCGCGAUGAAGGUCGACAACGCCGAGUACGCCUUGCUUACAGCGAUCGUCAUUUUUGCCGAAAGGCCAGCUUUGAUCGAAGGAUGGAAGGUGGAGAAAAUACAGGAGAUCUACCUCGAGGCGUUGAAGGCCUACGUUGACAAUCGGCGGAGGCCAAAGUCGGGGAUGAUAUUUGCGAAGCUCCUCUCUGUUCUCACAGAACUGCGAACGCUUGGUAACCAGAACAGCGAGUUGUGCAUAAGCCUGAAAUUGAAAAACAAGAAACUGCCUCCCUUCCUUACCGAGAUCUGGGACGUGAUACCUUAGUUUGUUUUGUGUUUUUUUUUUUCCUGUUCAUCUCCGGUUUUUCGCUAUGUUUUUUUUCUUGUUUUUUUUUUCAAGCCGUCACGUUGGCUACUACUGUGUGCAUCCCACGGCGCCGUGACUUUUAUAAUAGUGCACCGCUAUUGGGAACGAAUAAUAUAUACGAAGGUGACUUUCGAAGUUGUCAUAUUAUAACCUGUAAUAUGUAACUACUUGCGGAGAAUACUUUUUCGUAAUUCACACGUCGUGGCCACGGAUCGUUUAUUUCUUAUAUGUAUACAAUCGAGCGAAAUGUGGUGUGAUGGCGAUCUUGUUUUUUUUUUUUUUAAUUUUUUUUUUUUUUUCUUUUCUUUUUCCAAUUUGCAUUCCUUCACUACCGCCGGAUAAGGUUGAAACUUCGACAGAGAAGAUUUUCGUUCCCAAUGCCGCUGUCUCUGAGUGCCGUUGUUUCGUGGAAUUAAUUCGCAUACCUGAUGCCUGUGAAAACAGUAAUUAUUUUGGAGAACUAAGAUAUGAAAAAUCAACCGCCGCGAGAAACCGAGUGUGGUUUUUAGUGGGAUUCGGCAAAAAAGGAAGCGAGGACAGUAUGGGAACGAGCCGAGACAGUGGCGAGGCACGCAGGCUGUGAUACGUAGAGACAGUACCGAGACUAUAAGGAGCUACAUACAUAUAUAUAUAUAUAUAUACUCUAUACACAUAUACAUGUGUAUGUGUAUAUAUAUAUAUACAUAUACAUAUAUCAAAUCCCCCGACUAUUCUCGAUAAUAAUAUGUAAAUGGAAAUAUAACACGUGAAAAAAAAGAAAAAAGAAAAAACAAUGUAUAACGCGUCUAGGAUAGAAACAAAACGGUACGAGACUAUAGAGGAUAGGGAAUUUUGUCAGGUUGCACUGUGGAGCAGUGCACCGAUAUCGAAACUGCAAAGCGUGAAUAUGAUGAUAUACAUAAUAAUUACGAUAGAGUCUAUAUCACACACAUAGCAUAAUAAUAUAUUGCUAGUAUGUAUGUUUUGUUUUAUUAUAU